This is a messenger RNA of Phytophthora sojae, 1320 nucleotides long. RefSeq lists its product as hypothetical. The transcript is spliced from 4 exons. Lineage: Eukaryota; Oomycota; Peronosporomycetes; Peronosporales; Peronosporaceae. Gene Ontology annotation, cellular component: cytosol. The record is from RefSeq and is a predicted model, not a curated record. Bases 1 to 1320 code for a protein of 439 amino acids.
AUGUCGACUCGACAUCAAUGCUGCAGCUCCCUGAGCCAGGCGAGCUCAGCAACUGAGCCUCAGUUGACUCUCUGUAGAGGUCCUCUACAUUUACAAAGCAAAGCAAAGAAAAGAGCAGCCCAGCGUCGCUGGUUUCGAGAGAUGACGGGCUUCAAACGGCAUCCAAGCCUGCUUGCAAGGCUUUUGCCUUACCUUGCAGCGCCAGACGGCAGCCUGAAGACGAGCGCAUCCCCUCGUGCGUCACAAGCUGCACACACUUCGGUCCUGACCAGGGCGCGCGCAAACUACCGAAAUUGGUGUCCACCACACUAUUCUCGGGGUUAUCAGGUGGAAAAGGAUCCCGCCGCCGACGCCACUCGCCAACUGCGCGCCAUGUUGACUCGCUUCGCCCCCCGCCUGCGCCUUCAGUCGCCUGCUGCCGUGCGCGCCUUGAGCUCGGCCGCUCCGGCUGCGUCUCCGCUGAAGGUGCUGGUUAUCGACGGCUACUCGCCCGAGGGCCGCGCCGACCUUGAAGCUGGAGGCGCCAGCACCGCCGGUAAGCUGUACAUCGACCUGCUCAACAAGUCGGCGCCUGCCGGGGUGGAGGUCGCCUCCGACGUGGUCUACCCCGCAGACAGCGACUUCCAGUCGCCGGAGCUGUCCAAGUACCAUGCAGUGGCCUGGACGGGCUGCUCGCUGACCAUCCACGACGCCCAGGACGUCCGCGUCACCAAGCAGAUCGACUUUGCCAAGAAGGUGUUCGAGGAAGGCAUCCCGCAGUACGGCAGUUGCUGGGCGGCGCAGAUCGCUGUGGCUGCUGCUGGCGGCCACUGUGGAGCGAACCCGCGCGGUCGCGAGAUGGGCAUCGCGCGCAAGAUCGAGCUGUCCCCGGAGGGCCGCGCGCACCCGAUGUUCGAGGGCAAGCCGUCGGUCUUCGACGCGUUCACGAGCCACAACGACGAGGUGACCCACAUGCCGCCUGGAGGACUCGCUCUGGGCGGAAACGACUUCACGAAGGUGCAGGCCGUGGCUGUGCGCCACAAGAAGGGCGACUUCUGGGCCGUGCAGUACCACCCGGAGUACGACCUCCAUGAGCUCGCACGCCUUACGUACUGCCGCCGGGCGAAACUCGUUGGCUUGGGAUUCUUCGCAGACAUGAAGAGUGCCGAUCAGUACGUGGACGACCUUGAGAACCUGCACAUUGAUCCGUCGCGUUACGACAUUGCGUGGCGCCUUGGCCUCGACGCCGACGUCAUGGACGAGAACAUCCGCCACUGCGAGACGCGCAACUUCAUCAAGUAUCUUGCGCUUCCCUACAAGGCCGCGAUCGAGGGCAAGUAA